AUGAUGGCCGCAGAAAAGACGACAGAUUCCCCACUUGCUGCUGCUGCGAUGCAAACAUCGUCGCGAGAAAGAUGGAAUCAACCGAGCACGAACGUCAUCCGUGUGGCGGCCACCUUCUGGAGCCUUCUCAAUUUGGGCAUAUUUGAUGCCGCAUAUGGACUCCAGUCAUUCUACGACAUCAACUACAUUACCGUAUCCCUGGUGUUCUUUUCGCCAUUGAUCGGGUACGUCUCCUCGGGAAUCCUAAACACCAGACUCCAUAACGCCCUCGGCCAGCGCGGCCUGGGUGUUCUGUGUGGCGGCACCCACAUGCUGUCUGCCAUCAUCAACGUCUUGCACCCGCCAUUCCCUGUCCUUGUCGUCUCCUUCAUGCUGGGGGGCCUAGGGAAUGGCCUGUCCGAUGCGGCAUGGAACGCAUGGAUAGGAAAUCUAGACCAGUCCAACGAGCUGCUCGGGUUUUUGCACGCGGCUUAUGGUGUAGGGGGAGUCGCCAGUCCUCUGAUCGCCACCGCCAUGAUCACUCGUGCCGCGCUGCCGUGGUACACAUUCUACUACUUUGUAAUAGGCAUAUCCGUCGUUGAAAUACUCGCUCUGACCGGGGCCUUCUGGAACCACACUGGCCUUCGCUACCGGGAGCAGAUGGCUUGCUCGCCAGGGGCCCACGAAAAGUCCGCCAGCAUACGCAGAGUCCUGACGAAGCAACCCGAAGCACGUAUCGCCUGGCUCUCGGCGCUGUUUGUGCUCGUUUACAUCGGCGUUGAGGUCUCACUAGGAGGCUGGAUCGUGGAGUUCCUGCUCCAUGUUCGCAAGGGCGAGGCCUUCGCCAGUGGCAUGGGUGCCACAGGAUAUUGGCUGGGCAUAACACUCGGCCGCAUUUUGUUACCAUUUGUGACCAACCUCAUAGGUCUCAAGAUAGCAGUGACUGUCUAUCUUACUGCCGCCAUGGCGGCCGAAUUGGUCUUUUGGCUGGUCCCCAACUUUUAUGCGUCAAUCAUCGCAGUCGGCCUCCAGGGUUUCUUCAUCGGGCCCAUGUUUCCGCAUGCCAUUUCCGCUGUCACCAGCUUGCUGCCUCAACAUCUGCACGUCGUGGUGAUCGGAUUCGUAGCAGCCUUAGGCGGCUGCGGGGCCUCUUUGCUACCCUUCGCCGUGGGAAUGCUGGCACAACGGUUCAGCGUGACAGCCUUACAGCCUUUCAUUCUCGCUUGCUUGGGGCUUUCAUUGAUCAUUUGGUUGUUUAUACCCCAUGCAAAGAGAGGCAAAGCCUUCUUCUAG
Molecule: messenger RNA, 1272 nt
Organism: Colletotrichum higginsianum IMI 349063
Lineage: Eukaryota; Fungi; Ascomycota; Sordariomycetes; Glomerellales; Glomerellaceae
Product: MFS transporter
Exons: 4
Coding region: 1-1272 (423 amino acids)
Biological process (GO): transmembrane transport
Cellular component (GO): membrane
Molecular function (GO): transmembrane transporter activity
Source: RefSeq, a predicted model, not a curated record